AUGGCUCCAUUCAAAGUCCUUAUCGUGGGGGGCAGCGUAUCGGGCCUCUCCCUGGCCAAUAUGCUCGAACAACAUGCGAUCGACUAUGAGUUACUCGAAUCAUCGCCGAUUAUAGGUCCAGACCUAGGUUUUGUUUUGGCGAUGCAGCCCAACGGCAUGCGGAUAUUAGAUCAGCUAGGCUGUUACGAUGCAGUGAUGGAACGUGCCGUCGAGGUUGAGUCCUUGCGCGGCUGCGGUCCAACUGGGAAUGUGCUCCUUGAUCUUGAGAAUCACGGAAAUGAUCAAAUGGCGAGGCUAGGAUAUCGUCUCACCUCGAUCGCGCGUAGCGAUCUCAUCCGUUCCUUGUAUGGCAAUCUGAACGAUAAAUCAAAGAUUUAUCCGAACAAACGUGUAACAAGAGUCGAGCCGACGGAAUCUGGGGUGAGUGUACUUACUGAAGAUGGUUCUGUCUGGACUGGAAGCAUUGUCGUGGGUGCGGAUGGGGUCCGCAGCAUGGUCAGACGAGAGAUGUGGCGGAUCGCACAAGAACAGAAAUCAGAUCUUCUGGGCGAAGAAGAUGGAAAAUCUAUAUCCAGCACCUACAGCUGCGUAUUUGGCGUCUCUCCAGACAUCCGGCGCGUGCGUCAGAAUACUUUCUACAUAACGGUCAACUCCGGCCGCUCAUAUCUUGUGGCUCCAGGUCUGAACGGAACCUCUUAUUGGGUCCUCUUUGUGCCAAAUGAUAAGCCCAUACCCGGACCAGACGGCCGACGGUACACGGUAGAAGAUGAGCAGAAGCUAGUAAAGACAUAUUUUAACGACCAAGUCGCUGAAGGAGUGACGCUCGGAGAUUUCUACAAACGCAAGACGCGUUCCAUCAUGCUAACGCUUGAGGAGGGUGUGUUGAAACAGUGGUUUGGUGGACGAAUCGUUCUUUUGGGAGAUACUGCUCACAAAAUGCAUCCGGUGGCCGGCGUUGGCGGGAGUCAUGCAAUUGAGAGCGCCGUUGCGCUAACAAAUAUCCUUGCGGAAACUUUGCAAGAAGAACCUAGUCCCAGCGAUGCAUCUAUCAGUGAAGCCUUCCAGCAAUUUCAAAACGGUCGUAGAGACCGAGCUGAAGAGAGUUAUAAUGAAGCACGCCAAAUGCAACAAAUGCAUAUCCUUGAAAACAGGGUGCUUCGAUUUAUUCAACUAGUGGUCUCCCCAAGACUCUCCGCCGAAUUUAUAAUGGAUCAGGUAGCCUCACAUUUCAGUCCCGCGCCGCGAUUGAAGGCUCUUCCGGUACCCAUGAGACAGAAAAGAUGGGGAUAUGAUGACGAAGUACGAUUGAAGCCACUUCAACGCGCACCUGGUCAAACGCUGCUGUUCAUAUUCUUACUUGCUUGCGCCAUGAUCGUCUCCUGGAUUGUUUCGCCAUUGGAUACGGUAUCGAACACAUCGUCGGUGGGUCCUCUAUUGCAUGAAGAUACACAGGUCCGUUCUAGAGUCUUGAGACUGGCUCUCACAGUAGUAUGGACCAUUGAAUCGUAUCGGGUGGGUGCGGUGAUGACUCCCCUUAUCAGUGCUAUUCUAUGGACAGUCAUGGCUCAUCUGUUUGGCUAUGAGGUCAUUGGAGCGCUGUACAUGUCAGUCUAUGCGUUCAUCAGCCAGAAACGAUCGUUCUAUUACCCGAUCCCGAGAGCGAUCUCAAUACUAACAGCCCGGGCAUGCUUCUGGACGCUUGUACUGGCUGCCAUAAUUCCGCCAACGGUUUUGUUGUCUCGGUUACUCGAUGGCAAAAUCUCUCUCGGUGACACGGCUUAUGUUUGGGAGACGGCACUGUUAUGCUAUCCGGCAAUGGUCUUUGGGGUUUCAAAGCUCGCACCUCCGUCAUCAUCUCAACCUGAAGAUUCUACGGAAAAGACAAGGACCGAUAUUGAAUAUAUCUCGUGGACUCUGUUACUACUGGCCUUUCUUUCCGGUGCUGUAUCUCUGUUUCACGCCCUCGCGAUCAUCCGUGGUGACAGCAUUACUCCUUCGGAUAUCUUUGGCCUUUUCACACCACAUGAUCCUUUGGCGCCUUGUAUUUUCAUCUGGUGUGCCUUCACUAUUUGGGACCUUCAAAGAGUCCAAGCUCCUGGAAUUCGGAUGCUUAAGAACUACCUCUUCCUUCUCGUUAUUGGUGCCGUGUUAGGGUCUUCUGCGGUUCUGCCCUUAACCUGGCUGCUUAGGGAGUAUGCGCUGGAGCGAGGAAGAAAGAGAAGGGAGCUGUUAUAA
This is a messenger RNA of Penicillium lagena, 2235 nucleotides long. Its product is annotated as FAD-dependent oxidoreductase. Gene Ontology annotation, molecular function: FAD binding. The transcript has 5 exons. Lineage: Eukaryota; Fungi; Ascomycota; Eurotiomycetes; Eurotiales; Aspergillaceae. Bases 1 to 2235 code for a protein of 744 amino acids. The record is from RefSeq and is a predicted model, not a curated record.